AUGGCAGACUUAAUCCCGACAUCUACUCUCUGCGAUGUCUGCACCGGCAUCUUCGCCGGAAAUUGGCAGCCUCAGCUGAGAGGCUGGAAGAGGGCCAUCAAGAGGCCAAACGCCCCACCCGAUCCGAUCAACCCGGAACCAGCCUUCGGAACGGCGUACGACCACGGCAUGGAGCCGUACGUGCACCGCACUGGCGCUCCGCCGACGCUCUCCUAUCCGCACUACUCGGUUGAGGAUCUGCGCAAGUCGGGGGCGUCGUGUGCGCUGUGCCAGACGGUGGUAUUGGCGUUUGACGCGCUUCAUCCGCGGAACGAUAUCGGCAUGGAUUAUAUGGAGGGGCGGAAGCCGUAUGGUGUAGCCGCCUGGGGCCAGGAGGAGAUUGCAAAGGCCAAGGGAUAUGUCUUUAUAUACACUGAGAAGAACAAGACCAGCAAGCUUAUUUUCCGCUAUCAUGUGUACGCGGACUGGGCGGCGAACAGGAACAUGGAUGUGAAUCCGAUAGUAGGAGAGCGGGAGGGCAACGUGAAGGAUGUGACGCUAGAUAUUCAUGGUGAUAACCCAGAUUUGUCCAAGGAGGAGAACAAGCACUACAUUGCUUGGAUGGAUCAAGGAACCACGAUAGAACGAGUCCACCGGUUUCUCAACGACACGAGCGACUUCGCCAAGGAUUUACCCAAGAACCUUGUUCGACAGCUCCCAACACGCCUUCUCCAUCUGACUGCCGGAUCGCCAGGACCGAUGGUGCGACUAAUUGAUGGAGCAAACGUUUGUCUCGACGUCAACACCCCUUAUAUUGCCCUCUCCCACAGCUGGGGCAAUACCAUGCCCAUCCAAUUAAUUGCAUCGAGGCUCACUGAAUUCACCAAUGAGAUUGCGUUUAGUGAUCUACCUGCAACAUUUCGUGACGCCGCGGCUUUGACGCUCGAGCUGGGUGUCUCAUACCUCUGGAUUGACUCCCUUUGCAUCAUCCAAGAUUCCGCUUCCGACUGGCUCCACGAAGCACAGCGCAUGGCAUCCGUAUACGCCUUUUGCCAUCUCACCAUUGCCGCAUCAGCCUCCAAAAAUCCCACCACGGGCUUGUCGCCAAGCCCUCGACCUCGUACCGUCAUCAUCCGUCCGACGUGGACCGGAUUUAUCCAAGAAUGGGGAUUGCAGCCCGGUCAGACACUCCGAGUUACCAAUCCGUGGUACCAAGACUUUGGCAACACGAUUGUCUCUGCUCCCCUCAACCGUCGCGGGUGGACCUAUCAGGAAUAUGCGCUCUCCCCACGCGUGCUGCACUGCACAGAUGGUGAAUGGUGGUGGAACGGUAUCAGCGAUGAGAUCUAUCGUGAGACAUCUACCAACCCCACUAGGUUCUUUACUGGCUCUGGGAGUAUCACUUGGCCAGAUAAACUGUCUUUUUUCAACAAGGAGAGGCGGCGUAUAACUAGAACUCCGGAUGUUUGGUUCUGGGAUUACCUCACUUCUCAAUACAAUCAACGAGCUCUGACAAAACGAAAGGACAAGUUGGUGGCAUUUGGAGCAGUGGCCCAGCUCUUUGGUCAAAUUAAUGGCUUGCCCGUAGACAAGCCCGGCGAAUAUGUCGCCGGAGCAUGGCGAACCUAUCUACCUUUUGGGCUCCAUUGGAGCAUAGGGGAGAAUGCAGAGCGACAUGUCAGCCAGCCAGGCUCUGAAGAUGAGGACUAUGUGAUUCCAUCAUGGUCAUGGGCUUCCAUAGAUGGUCUGGUGCGCUUCCACGAUGGCAAGUCGCUGGAGAAGACACGAGAAGAGCAAACUAAAGGCAUGCCGCGACUGGUGGAUGUAAACGUAGUAACCGAAGGAGGGCACUUUGGGCCAGUAAAAAGUGGUUACAUCGUAUUGCACGGCCCAAUCUUUCGAAUCCGCGUGAGCAAAAAGGCGAGGGACCACAAGCAAAGCGGAUUCUAUCGCAAUUUUAGGGUCCUACGGAGCGACGACUCGGAAGCAUGGCAGCAUGACGGACAGGCCUUCUCCCUCGACACAUGGAAAGGCAAGCUGGACGAAUGGGCGGACGACCGGGAGAUGUAUUUGAUGAUAGCCGACUUUGACAAGGAAGAUGAAUAUGGCUCUGCAUUUGCCAUUUUGUUGGAACUUGCUGGGGGCGUAACGAAGGAGAAAGGCGUAUUUCGACGGAUUGGAUCGACCCUGUUCUACUUCCAUGGCCUCACGAAGCUUAUGAAGGAUGUGAGGCAAGACGGUAACGAAGCGCUGAGAGACGGGGAAUACAUGGACAUUGACCCCAAGACCGGCUUCUAUACGUAUAAAAUCGUCUAA
Molecule: messenger RNA, 2295 nt
Organism: Trichoderma virens Gv29-8
Lineage: Eukaryota; Fungi; Ascomycota; Sordariomycetes; Hypocreales; Hypocreaceae
Exons: 2
Coding region: 1-2295 (764 amino acids)
Source: RefSeq, a predicted model, not a curated record